Naegleria gruberi is the source of this 2637-nucleotide messenger RNA. RefSeq lists its product as uncharacterized. The transcript has a single exon. The record is from RefSeq and is a predicted model, not a curated record. Bases 1 to 2637 code for a protein of 878 amino acids. NCBI's taxonomy places the organism in Eukaryota, Heterolobosea, Eutetramitea, Acrasida, Naegleriidae.
AUGCAACGAUACCAACAGAGGAUGGACAACAGGCAACAACCUUCUAAGGGACAACAACAUCGCCGAACUCUGUAUGAGGAUGAUGAGGAAAACAGUAGUAGUGCUGAUGAGGAUAUUUAUGAUCGUAUUGCCAUUUUGGCCAAAGAAUAUGGAGAGGAAUAUGAAGAUGAUGAGGAAGAAGAGAAUUCCUCCCUUACUAUGAGACGAAAUUAUCCAAAACACAAGAACAUACCCGAAGAUACUCCAACUUCAGAAACCAAUGACCCUUUCUCGGAAGAUGAUAAAGAAGAUUCUGAAGACCAACAGGAAAUUCAAAUGAAAGUUCAAACCAGAAAGGCAUUAAAAGACUCUAAAAAGUUUCUCCAUACCACGACCAGAAAAAUGGAAAACAAGAUGAAUAUUUCUCAUAACCAAUCUGUAUUAUCAAAUGCUCUAUCAAAAGAAAAGAAUGAUCUUUAUGAAGCAACAAUUAAUCAAAUUACUAGUAAGGAUAAUUGGAUUUUGAGUACGAGUUUUGAUAAGUGUUUUGAAAAGAUUAGGAAACAAGUCAUGUCCGAUGUUUACAGUAGAGAGAAAUCAAAGAACAGACCUAUGGAAACAUAUUCAAGGAAACCUGUUGUUAGAACAUCCCAAACCUCAAAAGGAAAAACAAUCGAAAAGAAACCUGUUAUACAACUUGUCACCAAUUAUGAUGACAAGCCUCUUCCUACAAAUAAUAGAAGAAAUUAUGAUGAUAUUCCAAUAAGACAACCAAAGCAACAAGAGCAACAGCCAAUAGAAUCAAAAGAGCCUCCAAAAAAGAAGCAACAAGAGCAAGCUCCCAUUCCAACAACUCAAAAAGACAAGUCGAGAAGACAAUCAAAACAAAAACCUAUUAGUAUUGAGCCAUAUGAAGCAACUGAAUCGGAAUUGAAUGCUUUGGAAGGAUUUUUUGGAAGUAAGAAGACUUUGAAAAUUGUUAGUGUUGGUUCAGUAUUUGUAAGGGUACAAAAGUUUUGGAGAGCCAACAGAAAGUACAACCGAAAUAAGGCUGUCCUUGAUUUGAGAGAAAUGUGGAGAACUACAGUUUUUGAAAUGGAACGAGCACAAUAUGACCAUUUAGACACCUCAGAGUACAAGAGACAAUUGAAAUACUUUGCUGCCCAAUUCUGUAAGGAAAUGCAUCCUCAAAAACCUUUUACACCAGGUGGAAAGAAACCAUCUUCAAAAGAUAAGCAUACCUUCCUACAUAGAAAGCAACAGCCUGCAUUCCUUAAGAAUGUUAACAAGAAGAGGUCCCAUUCUAAAUCUUCUACACCUGCCACCCCACCUGAUACACCAACACAACUAACACCAACAAAUAUUUCUCCUCCAUCAAAUGCAUUCUCCACCCCCCUUAGAUCUCCACCAACAAGACCAAAAGAGGAGAUUGAAUUUACUCCUCCAAUAAGCCAAUCUCCUCGAAAAGAUCCACAACAAAAACGACCUGUAGCUUCUAACGACGAAACACAAUUUACAACCCCUAAAAAGUCCAACGGUAUGAGACGAUCCUUAUCUAGCAGAGUGUUCAGGUUGGAAACAAGAGCCAACAUUGAAAAUACUCCCCUCUCUGAACAAGAGGCCACCCCAUUCAAAGAAGGACCAGAGCUUAAUUUGACUUCAAAUAGUGAUUCAACUUCCAUUCAACCUCUUCAACAGACCCCAAAUAAUAUGAAAUCUAGCCCUAGAAAUAGCCCAAGGAAGAUGACACAAAAGCAAGUCUCCUCCCCAAACACUACCCUCAAUCAAUCUGAAAAUAAUACUACCAUCAUGUCAGAAGAAAAACAACCAAACAAUAGCGUUCUCUCAACCCCAACUAAAAGUGUAACAAAUGAAAUUUCCCAAAACACAUCAUUGAAUAAUAUAACAGUUUCCCCAAUAUUGAGAAAAGCACCACCACCACCUAUUGAGGUAAAAUUUUUGAAUAGCAAUGAUAAUGAGCAAGAGGAUCCAUAUGAAGAAGACGAUGAAAUGGAAGGUUAUAAUGACAAUCAUGAAAAUGAUUAUUCUGAACAUUCAGACUCAUUAAUAGAGGAUAACCAAUUUGAUAAUGAGGAUUCUGAGUUGAUUGAAGAAUUAGAGCAAAGUUCCACACCUGAAAGAAGUACUGAGACAAAAAAGGCGGAAGAAACAUCAGCCUCCUUGAAUCGAGCAGAAGAGAAUACAAACAACAACUCUAGCUCCCUCAACAAUAAUAUUGAAAGAUUCAGUCUUACCUACAGAGAAGAGGAAGUGAAGAAAAAAGCCGAAGCUCUCUACAAUAGGACAACUGGAACCCUUAGCGAUUUACUAAGUCCCAGAGGUCGACAAUCCACGGAAAUUGUUCAACCUGUCCCAUCUAAGCAGCCAGAGGAAGACCCAAAACAAAGUGAAGUAAAGAGUGUGGAAAGAAUCCUGGUGGAGGAAACCAAUUUGUCCAUUUCCUCACAUGGAAGUAGUGUAGAAAAGGUACCGAAACCACCUUCCCGAAAGCCACCACAACCAACUCUUUCCUUAGAAGAAUCUAUGGAAAGAGAUAGAACAAGAUUUGCCGAGUUGGAAAACUUAUGUUUUUCAGUAGAUGAAUCUUCUAUUAUUUAUCAAUUCGAUAAGGAGUUUGUGUAUAAUGGAUUACAAUAG